Molecule: messenger RNA, 4278 nt
Organism: Ooceraea biroi (clonal raider ant)
Lineage: Eukaryota; Metazoa; Arthropoda; Insecta; Hymenoptera; Formicidae
Source: RefSeq, a predicted model, not a curated record
UCCAAGAGUCCGAGGGUGCCCGCGAGGGUUGUCAGCACGUGUUACCGGGCGAGGAUUACGAUGGCCGACGGGGAUGAAAACAGGGAGCGUCAUGAGGGUCGGUGAGGAUCGAUCGGUCGAUUUUGCAGUCGGUCCGAACACCGACCAUGUAGAUUUCGCGAUUUCUCUGACGUGAACUCGGGAAGAAACAUGCUGAUGAUCAUACUUCAGCGCGAAGCCUUUCAAAUAGUGUUUUAUUCACUUCGUGAGAGUUGAGACUCGAGUCACUCGACCCGUUGACGUCUACAGGGAUGGACAACGAUACUUGGGAGCCCAUGGCAUCGCUUCAGUUGCUCCAUAGGUCCGUGUGUGUAUUCACGUCUUCUGCGCUCGGAGAGUGAGACGGAAUAUACGAUUGAUCGUUGGAGGGAGGAAGAAGAGAGGAACAAGUGCACGAGGUGCAGCUAAAAGGAACUGAUUUUUGAAGGAAUUCCUCUGUUUUGGGUGACAUUUUUCUGCAGAGUCACUUGACAGACUCGAGACUAAAUAAGAAUCGAAAUAUGGAUUAGAGAUUCUUCAGGCAGCAUAUUUUUACUGAAAUAGGACACGUUGAUUUUUGUUGAAAAUGAGGUUCGGCGAGUUUGAAUAUAACGGCAUGUGCUCGAAUGUUUGGGCCACAUCGUAUGGUGCCGUUGAAUUGGCAAGCUGAAGAAGAGACAUUCACCGCUGUGUGCUCCGGCUGAUUAAUUCAAUCUCACGUUAAUCUCUUGAUGUAUUCGGCAUUUCCAAACGGCCAAGAUCGUUACUAGGAUUCAUAUUAGUAAUUUGGAAAAUUUAGCAAGAACGUGAUCGGUAGUAUGGAAAACUUUACGACCUGGAGGAACCCUGGUUUUCGGCGACCCAAUUCAAAGACGUCAGACACACUGACUCGAGCAUCCAGCUUACCUCGUAUAGAGUUGAUCAAGGAGAAUAUCGUCCAAGAGUGGCAGAGUAACGAUAGUAAACAGGAACCUCACUUAAUCAAACAGUACAGUUGCGAGGAGAUACGGACUAAUAAAGACAUCGUCAAAACAAUAGUAACCGUGGACCGAGUGCACAUGGACAAAGAUAGCGUGGUGAAAUUUUGGGAAGAUCCCAUACUUAAGAAUUACAAGUCAUCGAUGCCAACAUGGGAGACUCAGGAUAACAUUAUGUUACCCACGACUUCGGAUACGGAAACAGAAUAUAUGGAUCUUUCCGAGGAGAAUUUAGGAUCCACAAGUAGAUUGGUAUCUACGGAACCAAGAAUACCAAAAAGCGCGUCCAGCGAUAAUUCUCAAGAAUCCACAGUCUCGAAACUUGGAAAAAGAAUGGGAUCUAUUUUUCUGGACGAAAAACGCGCGUCAAAAAACUCAGACGAUCAAACUGAAAAGAUAAAAGAAUCGUCGGAUGAGGUGGAAGAAUUGUUGAACCAAGAUUCGGAGGACGAUACCCGUUCACUUGUUUCACGACGAUCGACGAAACGUAAAUCGAAGUUCUCUUGGAACUGCGGACUGUUCUUCGUAGCAUUGUCAUUAUUCAUAAGCACGGUCUCGAUAAUUCUGCAGCAAGAAGAUAACAGGCACAGCAGCGACUUUGUGGACGCCGUCACCGAAUUGAAAAAACGGAUUUAUGGCCAGGAUCGAGCCGUGGAGAUCCUUAGCGAGUACCUAUUGCUAGACGAGCCCUCUCUGAAAGUAAUAGCUCUCGUUGGUGGCACGGGCAUCGGUAAAUCGUACACGAUGGAAAUUAUAAAGGAAAACUUCCCCAGGAGAUAUUAUAUUACUCAAUUCUUCCCGCCGAUUAAAGACACAGAUGCUACGUUCAUCUUAUAUCCGCAGCUGAUCAUCCUGGAAAAUCUGCGAGAGUCUGAUCUAGUGGAUCUCAUGGGUUUCCUGAAGACUCUUAAAAAGGACGUGAACGAUAGGUGCAUGACCAUACUGACCGUCUUCAAUUUCGAGCGGAUGGACGACAAAGCGAUACGCAGCAUAAAUCUAAAUGAAAGCCUGAAAACACUGGAAAGCUUCUUUGUCGCCGGAGAUAUCGAGGCUAAGGUCAUUCCCUACCAUUCCUUGAGCGAGGACGUUUUAGAGAAAUGCAUUGCAGACGCGACGAGGAACAGUGAGCUGGUACUUUCCACCAAGCAGGUUGAUCUAGUUAAACAAUAUCUGUUCAUGCAUAAUGCCGGUUGUAAAGGGGCGUACGCCAAGGUUCAGGUGAUCGGUAGACAAUAAGAUAGCGAACUGUACGAAAUUCCUUUGAAGGCUGACGCGAAAUUAUUAGGACUGAAACGUCCUAAUGCAUCCUCUUCCAGUACGAUUGUAAUAAUAAUAAGACUAUAGGUAGUUCCUAUUAAACGAGAAAUAAGAACGUAUUUUUCGAACUGAUUUAAAUAUUACGAACUGAUGUGAAUAUCUCCCACCGUAUUUUCGUGAUUGACGAAAUCAGAAGCAUCGAUCGUUCACCGGCCUCUGAUACACUUUUGACAGUUCUAACAAAUAGCUGAACCGCUAAUAUCUCGCGGUGAAAGUCAAUCCGCACGUAAGCCACGUUAAAUUAUGGUCCGUUAGCUGGAACACGCGUGAUGAAAUUUUCGUGUACUAUUACUUCCGGAUCGCGACCACCGAAGACAAACGAUGAUUCUUGCGAGAGAUGACGUGGAUAACGGUUUGCAAAGUGUGUCCUGCGAAACGCGUAAUCAGCCAUGCGGUUACGCGCGGUUAAGCAAACUUACGUUGAUUAAGACCCCGCGCGGACGAACAUACGUAAUAGCUCGGGUUGCACUUAUAAAACUUUCUUUCUGUAAUCGCACUUAGAGUCGCGACGAUUUAUGAGCGAGCGAGUGAGUGAGCGACCGCGAUAUUGUGUAUUAACGCACUAUAAUGACACUGCACGAUACUGCAAAGCGUGGGCGUUACGUUGUUGUGUUACGCUGUUACCACCGAUCACCCUUAUGCAACUGAAAAGUCGCUCGAAAUGUCUCGUUUUCCUUUUUCUUUCCCGUUUCCCGCCGACAAUCGACGCGAUGCGAUUUCUAAAACAUGGGAGAUAUGUUUCUUUGAACUGUUGUGUGAGCAGUUAUCACUGCAAACUAAACUAAGCGUUUCGAGUACUGUAAGUAGUAAGUGCCAAAUUUCUUCUCCGGACUCAAGACCUUUUUUUUAUAUUUUAAACGAUAAAUUGGUCAAUGAAAUUGUGAUCAGUACCUUUAAGAGAUACAAAUAUUGGAUUCUGGUCUUGAGAUAUAGGCGUUUUUAAUGUAUAUUGAACAUUUUAGAGGAACAUUAUUCUUGCCACUUGGAUUCUUUCUUGAAUUCUAUAUUGCUCAAUCUUAUUUGUUAUGUAAUAAUAACCAUUAUACAGGAUGUCUAGUAAUAAUCUAGCCAACGUAUGGAGGUGGAGUAGAUUGAUUGAUUCUUUUAUUAUCACGGAAAUCGCAAAGUGAUACAGAAUUAUUCGGUCCUCAGUGGCAACUCUACUCUACUCUACUCUCCAUAUAUAAAGUAAAUUAUUACCAAACAUCCUGUAUAUAUAUAGACAAGUUUAAAUGACAGAGACUGCUAUUUCAGAAUUGCCAUGUCAUAGAUAUAAUCUUUAAAUAUUCGUAAAUAUGGAUAAAUAAUUAAAUUGACAGGUUUUAAUGAAUGAGCUAUUUUUUACAGUAAUAUUUUCUACACAUUAAGAAUGUACAGAAACUUUACAGUAAAGAAAUACUCGAUUGUAUAUUAAAAUGUAUAUAAUGACAUUUGAAUACUUUAAUAUUUCUAACUAAUGUUUAGUAUUUAAAUAUUGGAAUAUUAAACGGCUACAUUAGUUUAAUUGUUAAUUGUUAUUGUAGUUGUAAACGGCAAUUCUGAAUCUUUUUGUACAGUCAACAAUUUGUAAUUGUUAGUGUAUGUAUAUUUAGCAAGAGUAUUUUCCUGAGGAGUGUCAGACUGUACCAAUGUAUGUAUAUUUAGUAUCUAUUGAAUUGAUCUUCCCGAAAAGUUCAUACAGAAGUUUUUAGCAAAAUUCACGCGCAGAAGUUUGUUUUAAUUAAUUCUUAUUUUUCUUGUAUUAAUUCGUAUUUGGUUAAAAAGAUCCGCUACAGAACUUUCAGUAACAUAAAUCUUUAUAUUAAGAAUAAUACAAAGUUUUGCAUUUGAAUUUUGCUAAACAAUUCGCAUGGACUUGUCAAUCAACCAGAUGUAGUAAUUGAUCAAAGCGAAACUAAUUAGUUUUCUAAACUAAUUUUGUAUUAAUAUCUGCAAAUAUAUUAGAAAUAAUGAAAGUAAAAUUACU